UUUGACUUGGACUCAGACACGAGCAAGACACUACCGACUACUGACCACUGAUGGCGAUGGCACAUGGCACUGACAGAUGCCAGAUUCGAGAUGCGCAACAUGCCAAAUCGUGAUAGAGGGAAUAACAGUAGAAAAUUGUGAUAUGCGAUUUUCUACUGUUAUUACUUGUAUUGUUAUCCCCUUUAUAACAGUUUGGCGUGUUGUGCGUUGUGUAUUGUGCGUCGUGCCGGUCGUGCAUCGUGCGCUCCGAAUCUGGUAUUACAUCUUAUAUUGUAAAUCAAAUAUUGUUGACAUGGAAAAUGAUAGAAAGAAGACAAAUGCCGACUGUUUGAUCGGUGACGCGGCGAAUAAGAUUAAUAAAAUGACAAUUAUUGACGCUGAAAGUAAAAAUACGGUAAAAGCGAUGCCGAAAAUUUCGGAGAAGAUUAACGCCAAAGUAGAGGUCAGUAAAACUGUUUCUAUGGACAAUGCGAGCAAAAAAGCAGAAGAAAAACCACCUGCAGAACUUUUGAAAAAAAUCAAGGAUCAAGUAGAGUAUUAUUUUGGUAAUGUAAAUAUGCAGAAAGAUAAAUUUCUCAUUGAACAAAUAAAACUAGACGCAGGUUGGAUUCCCAUGACUGUUAUGUUAAAGUUCAGGAUGUUAGCUAAUUUUAGCAGAAAUGUUGAUGUAAUUUUGAAGGCUCUGGAGAAUAGCAAUCUCAUAGAGAUUUCUAAAGAUAGAAAGAAGAUACGGCGAUCGCCUAAUUAUCCUUUACCUGAAUAUAAUGAGGAAUGUAGAAAAGCUCAAGAAGCCAGAACAAUUUAUGUUACUGGAUUCCCAUUAAAUUCAAAUAUUGAUAAGCUAAAAGCGUUUUUUGAAUCAUAUCAGCCAUUUGAAAGAAUUAUGAUGAAAAAGUAUCAAGAUCAUCAAGAUAAAAUUUUUAAAUUUGCAGGAGCUGCUUUUGUACAGUUUGAAACUUUGGAUGGUGCAAAAGCUUUUAUGAAUGUAAAAUCUAUAAAAUAUGAAGGUACCGAAAUAAUAAGAAAAUGGGCAAUUAAGAGGAGAUAAGAGGUUUCAUAAGUGAAGUGUUUUUCUUACAGUCGGAAAUUGUGAAUGGAACAGUUAUAUUUUUUUUUCUUAUUUGAAGAUUUGUUGCUUGGUUCUUGAAAAUAAUUCAUAAGUUUCUUUAAAAAUAUCUUUUUAUUUUUUGUGCAUAAGUCAAUUCUGUUAAUUUACUUUUAAGGUAUUAUUACUAUCAGUAAUAGGAGCAGGUCAACAAAAUGUCACUGUAUAUCCAAGGUCUAAACAUGUUCAUAUCUGAUAAACAUUCUCCCAAUUGUAAGGAAAACUGUUAUGAACUUUUCCGCGAGUAUAAUCCAGUAAUACUGUGUAAAAAAAAUAUGUUAUUAAUAUAUGAAGUAUAUAGAUUAAAAUAAA
This is a messenger RNA of Cataglyphis hispanica, 1417 nucleotides long. RefSeq names its product la protein homolog. Gene Ontology annotation, molecular function: RNA binding. NCBI's taxonomy places the organism in Eukaryota, Metazoa, Arthropoda, Insecta, Hymenoptera, Formicidae. The transcript has 6 exons. The coding region runs from base 77 to 1048 and encodes 323 amino acids. Gene Ontology annotation, cellular component: cytosol; ribonucleoprotein complex; nucleus. Gene Ontology annotation, biological process: positive regulation of translation; RNA processing. The record is from RefSeq and is a predicted model, not a curated record.